AUGAAGCUUAUUUCGCUUGUCAAAAACGUUCAUUCUCGCAAAUGUCAACCCAUCGCAAACUGGUCUGUGCAAGUGCGGUUCUUGNAGCAAGAUUCUGUCUCGAAAGCUAAACCCAAGAAAUACAAAUACCCGUCGGUUUAUGAUCCGUAUGGUCCNAGACCCCAACCUUCAAACAAAAUCGUUGAGCUAGCUGAACGUAUAGCUGCACUAUCUCCAGAAGAACGGAGACANAUUGGUUCUGCACUCAAUGAACACCUGAGGCUUCCAAAACAGCAUAUGAUUUCAUCGGAAGGCAUGAGUACGGGAGCAAAACAAGAUGCUGGAGCCGAAAUAGCAGUGGUAAAGGAGAAGACNGUUUUCGAUGUGAAGCUGGAGAAGUUUGAUACAACUGCAAAGGUCAAAGUGAUCAAAGANGUGAGAGCGUUCACGAACUUGGGUCUGAAAGAAGCGAAAGAGCUUGUGGAGAAAGCCCCGAUCGUGCUUAAACAAGGUUUGACGAAGGAAGAAGCUAACGAACUCAUAGCAAAGAUCAAAGCUGCUGGUGGAUCCGCAGUUAUGGACCAUUUGCCAAAAAAAACAAUCAUCAAAGAGCUUCUUGAUUCAGUUUCAAUGGCGAUCCACAAGCUUCCAUUUCUUCUCCUUCUCUCAAUCAUCCUUCUCUUCCUCAAUCGCCCUGUCCUUAGCGAUACCGAUGAAGAAGAUAUUCUUUUCAGAGACCUAAACAGCUACAGAACAUCACAGAACCUAACAAUCUUAAACAAGAACGAAAACGCAGAAUGUUUAGCAGACGAAAUCGCAGACCAAUUCAAGAACAGACCAUGCACCAACGACACUGGUUCAGCUACAGUACCUGGAACCGAACCACAGUUCCCAAACUUCCCUCAGAUUCUAGCUAAAUGUCACUUAAACGUCUCUGACACUAGAGACGGUUCGAUUAUGCCUGCAUGUGUUCCUCGUUUAGAAUCAAACCUCGUACUAACAAACUUCACAAAAUCACAAUACUCUUUGAGUUUGAAUGAUUCAAAGUUUACAGGGAUUGGUAUUGGUACAGAAGAUAAUUGGAUCGUUGUUGUUCUUACUACAAGCACACCAGAAGGAAGCUAUUCUACUGCUACAAAUACAAAACACGAUCAUGAUGAUGAUUCAAAUGGCUUCACUUUUAGUAUUGGUCUCGAUAUUCUCGGAUCGGUUCGCCGAUCUUUGGUUUUCCGGUCGUCUUUGGCCGGAGACGAUGGUAGUGGCGGCGGCGGAGGUCUCAGCGGAUUCGUCGGGAAGAUUAAUUCCAGUAUCCGUAGCUCUCGAAUCGGUCUAUUCACUAAACCUCCUCCGGGACUUCCUGCUCCUAGAAAGGAAGAAACGCCGUCGAUUCGGUGGAGGAAAGGGGAAUUAAUCGGUUGUGGUGCUUUUGGGAGGGUUUAUAUGGGGAUGAAUCUCGAUUCCGGCGAGCUUCUUGCAAUUAAGCAGGUUUUAAUCGCUCCAAAUAGUGCUUCAAAGGAGAAGACUCAGGGCCAUAUCCGAGAGCUUGAGGAAGAAGUACAACUUCUCAAGAAUCUUUCGCAUCCAAACAUUGUUAGAUACUUGGGUACUGUAAGAGAGAGUGAUUCGUUGAAUAUAUUGAUGGAAUUUGUUCCCGGUGGAUCGAUUUCAUCUCUGUUGGAGAAGUUUGGAUCUUUUCCUGAGCCAGUAAUUAUAAUGUACACAAAGCAACUUUUGCUUGGUUUGGAGUAUCUUCACAACAAUGGUAUCAUGCAUAGAGAUAUCAAGGGGGCAAAUAUUUUGGUCGAUAACAAAGGUUGCAUCAGACUUGCAGAUUUUGGUGCUUCCAAGAAAGUUGUAGAGCUAGCUACUGUAAAUGGUGCCAAAUCGAUGAAGGGAACUCCGUAUUGGAUGGCUCCUGAAGUCAUUCUACAGACAGGUCAUAGCUUCUCUGCUGAUAUAUGGAGUGUUGGAUGCACUGUAAUAGAGAUGGCUACAGGGAAACCUCCCUGGAGUGAGCAGUAUCAGCAGUUUGCCGCUGUCCUUCAUAUUGGUAGAACAAAAGCUCAUCCACCAAUUCCAGAAGACCUCUCACCAGAGGCUAAAGACUUUCUAUUGAAAUGCUUACACAAGGAACCAAGCUUGAGACUCUCUGCAUCCGAAUUGCUUCAGCACCCGUUUGUCACUGGAGAGCACCUGGAAUCUCAUCCAGCUUCCCGUAAUUCUCUUACGGAAUGCGGAAACUCAAUUCCCACACAAGGAAUAAAUGUUAGGAAUUCAAUGAACUCUUUGAUCAGGAGGUCAACCUAUUCAGGCUUGAAGGAUGUCUGUGAACUCGGAAGCUUGAGAAGUUCCAUUAUACACCCAGAGAAGUCAAAUAACUCAGGAUUCUGUUGGCGAGAUGGCGACUCCGAUGACCUUUGUCAGACUGAUAUGGAUGAUCUCUGCAACAUUGCAUCAGUCAGUAACAAUGUUUUGUCACAAUCCACCGAUUUAAAUAAGAGUUUUAAUCCCAUGAGUGAUUCCACGGAUAACUGGUCAUGCAAGUUUGAUGAAAGCCCAGAAGUGAUGAGAAGCAAAUCCAACUUGGUUUCUUACCAAGCUGCUGAAGUCAAAUCUGGGGUUCCAUGUGAUGCAGAAACCACCUCAGCAUUUGCUGGUAGCUCUUCAAUUGCCGAGGAUGAUUAUAAAGCCACGGAGUUGAAGAUAAAAUCAUUUUUGGAUGAGAAGGCUCAAGAUUUGAAAAAGUUGCAGACCCCUCUGCUCGAAGAAUUCCACAAUGCGAUGAAUCCAGGAACACGACAAGGUGCACUUGGAGACACCAAUAGCUACAAUUUACCAAACCUACCAACUAUAAGCAAGUCACCCAAACGACUUCCGAGCAGACGACUCUCAGCAAUAAGCGAUGCAAUGCCUAGCCCAGUCAAAAGCUCAAAACGUACACUGAACACAAACAGAGUGAUGCAGCCAGGAACCGAACCAAGUCAUGUCAACGAGUCAACCAAGAAGGGACUAACUAAUAGCCGUUGUUUUUCAGAGAUACGACGGAAAUGGGAAGAAGAACUCUAUGAAGAGCUUGAACUGCAUCGAGGCAAAAUCUACGACAUGCCGGUGCAGGGGGGAAAUCUCCAUUCUCAGCUCAUAAAGGAUAGAGAACGGCUAAGAGAAGGGACUUUUCAAGCAUUCCAGCUUGCCCAAGAAAUGUCUCAUCUGACUCAGCUCUUGAAAAGAACCAUCAAAGUCUACAAGAGGCAAAAGGUUCCUCCACCUCGUGGAAAGAACCGAUGUGGAAGCAACCACUUUGGUCGGAAGUAA
Molecule: messenger RNA, 3291 nt
Organism: Arabis nemorensis
Lineage: Eukaryota; Viridiplantae; Streptophyta; Magnoliopsida; Brassicales; Brassicaceae
Source: the annotation of a GenBank genome assembly